This is a messenger RNA of Drosophila obscura, 1255 nucleotides long. RefSeq names its product protein FAM50 homolog. The record is from RefSeq and is a predicted model, not a curated record. Lineage: Eukaryota; Metazoa; Arthropoda; Insecta; Diptera; Drosophilidae. Gene Ontology annotation, biological process: chromatin organization. The transcript has a single exon. The coding region runs from base 97 to 1185 and encodes 362 amino acids. Gene Ontology annotation, cellular component: nucleus.
CGUCACGGUCACUCUGGUCACACUUCAGGCAAAGCAAAACAAAUCAAAAUAAUUUUAUUUUAAUUUUAUCUCAUUUACCAAAAACGAGCCUAAAACAUGGCCCACUACAAGGGUGCCGCCAGCGAGGCGGGCCGAGCCGCCCAAUUGAUGAAGAAGCGCGAGAUACAACUGCAGGAGAUCGAGUUUCGCAAGAAGAAAAUUGAGGAGGAGCUGAAGCUGGACAAGAUUGAGAACAAGUUCGCCACUCACUACGAUGCAGUGGAGCAGCAGCUCAAGACCUCGACCAUCGGUCUGGUCACGUUGGAUGAGAUGAAGGCAAAGCAGGAGGACAUAGUACGCGAACGGGAGAAAAAGCUGGCACAAAAGAAGGACGAGAAGGACCGCGAGAAACAGCGCGCCCUGGAGGCCAUUCAGGCCGAGAAGAACAAGCAGAAGCGACAGAUUCAAGCAUUAUCUUUCAAUCUGGCCGAUGAAGACGAGGAUGACGACGACGAGAAGGCCGACGACGACGACAAAGAACACACAAGCGAUAAGGAAGAGGAGGACAAGCCGAAAGCGGCCAAGUGGACAGAGAUGCAAGACGAGAUCUUGCCCAUCAAAAGGAAGAAAAUCUGUAAAAAUCCAGAUGUGGACACCUCGUUCCUACCCGAUCGUGAGCGCGAAGAGCAGGAGAAUCGACUGCGCGAGACCCUCCGCCAGGAGUGGGUAAUGCAGCAGGCGGAGCUCAAAGACGAGGACAUCUCGAUCACAUUCAGCUACUGGGACGGCUCCGGCCAUCGUCGCAAUGUGCAAAUGAAGAAGGGCAACUCCAUCUACCAGUUCCACCAAAAAUGUCUGGAACUUCUGCGCAAAGAGUUCAUCGAGCUGAAGACGGUCAUGGCCGACCAGCUGAUGUACGUGAAGGAGGAUCUGAUACUGCCCCACCACUACUCCUUCUACGACUUUAUCGUGACGAAGGCUCGCGGCAAAUCCGGUCCACUGUUCCAGUUCGAUGUCCAUGACGAUGUGCGCAUGAUAAGUGAUGCCUCCGUGGAGAAGGAAGAGUCUCAUGCCGGCAAGGUGCUUCUCCGCUCGUGGUACGAACGCAACAAACACAUAUUCCCUGCCAGCCGUUGGGAGCCCUACGAUCCCACUAAAACCUACGACAAGUACACGAUCAAGGACAAAGACAAGGCUAAAAAGUAAUGUUAAUGUUGUAUUUAUUUAAAUAAAUUCAUGCUGCAGAUUUUUGCUAGCAAACGAUUCACAUAUGGAA